Heteronotia binoei (common prickly gecko) is the source of this 1657-nucleotide messenger RNA. Its product is annotated as T-complex protein 1 subunit theta-like. Bases 2 to 1657 code for a protein of 551 amino acids. The transcript has a single exon. The record is from RefSeq and is a predicted model, not a curated record. NCBI's taxonomy places the organism in Eukaryota, Metazoa, Chordata, Lepidosauria, Squamata, Gekkonidae. Gene Ontology annotation, biological process: protein folding. Gene Ontology annotation, cellular component: chaperonin-containing T-complex. Gene Ontology annotation, molecular function: ATP hydrolysis activity; ATP-dependent protein folding chaperone; ATP binding.
GAUGGCUGCCCAUGUCCCCACAAGCCCUGGCCUCCCUCAGAUGCUCAAGGCAGGUGUGAAGUACUUCAGCGGCCUACAGGAGACCCUCUUCAGCAACCUGACGGCCUGCAAAGCCUUGGUGCGGUCGUUGCGUACCUGCUACGGCCCCAUGGGCCGUAACAAGCUGGUGGUCAACCAUAUCGGCAAGAGCUUCCACACCUCCCACGCCGCCACCAUUCUGCGCGAGCUGGAGUUGGAAAACCCGGUGGCGUGCCUGCUGCGAACGGCUGCCGAAUCCCAAGAGGAAGAGACGGGCGACGGCACGAAUUUUGUGAUCCUCCUGGCUGGGGCGCUGCUGGAGAACGCAGAGAAACUCCUGCGGUCCGGGCUCCCGGUGGUCCACAUCCGUGCAGGUUACGAGAUGGCCUCUAAGGAAGCCCUGCGCCUGUUGCCCGGCCUCGUCUGCCACGUUCUGAAAAGGCCACGUGACGUGGACGAGGUGAUGUGGGUCCUGCAGACCGUCCUGGGCAGCAAGGUCUUUGGCCACCAGACGUUCUUGUCCCGACUCGUUUCCAAGGCCUGCGUCUCAGUGCUGCCCCAGGCAGGCACAACUUUCGACCCGGACUUCAUCCGUGUCUGCAAAAUCCUCGGCGGCAACGUGACCGACUCUCGUGUCUUGGAGGGCAUGGUCGUCUGCACAGAGCCGGAAGGGGUGGUCAAGCGGGUGGAGAGGGCCCGUAUCGCGGCCUACUCGUGCCCCUUUGGCCCAUCUGGGUUUGAAGCAAAGAACACUGCUGUUUUCCAGAAUGCGAUGCAACUGAAGGACUUCGGCGACAGUGAAGAGAAACUGAUGGAGAAUCACAUCCAGGAGAUCGCUCUCGCCGGCGUCAAUACGGUCAUCGUUGGAGGAAAGCUGGAGGACAUGGCGCUCUUCUAUGCCAACAAGUAUAGGAUCAUGGUUGUGCGGCUGAGGUCCCGGAUGGAGCUGCAGAGCCUGUGCCGGGCGGUGGGUGCCACCCUGCAGAACAGCUUGGUCCCCCCGCCACCUGAAGCGAUCGGGCACUGCCGCCGUGUCUACAUGAGCGAGAUCGGCAGCACCCUGGUGGUUGUGUUCAGUCAAGAAGGGGCGGCUUGCCCUGUGGCCACUGUGGUACUUCGAGGAGCCACUCUGGAGAUGCUGGAAUGCGUGGAAGAAGCCAUCCGUGAUGGAAUCAGCGUCUACAAAGUCUUGGCCGGUGAUCCGCGGCUCUUGCCCGGCUCCGGAGCCACAGAGAUGGCGCUAUCGGUGCGGCUGAGCACUCUAGGGAUGUAUUAUCCCGGAUCUGAGCAAUACGGCAUCUUGGAAUUCUCCCAAGCUUUAAAAACCCUUCCAGCCACCCUGGCCGAAAACGCAGGGCUGCCAGUCAACGAGGUGAUGGCUAAGAUGGAGGUACAGCACCAGCUGGGCACGCAAAACACUGGCAUCAAGUUGAUCGCUGAGGAAGCCGAUACGAUCAACGUCACCAAGGAAGGCCUGCUGGAUCCCUUCUUGGUAAAAUACCGGGCUAUUGCCUUAGCAACCCAGGUGACGGUCACACUGCUGGGAGUAAGUGAGAUCAUGGUGGCCAAGAAAAGUGGGGGACCCAGGCCCAGGGGGGAGAACCCCAACUGGGACAAAGAACCGGAUAUGCUGGAAUGA